Molecule: messenger RNA, 2488 nt
Organism: Elaeis guineensis (African oil palm)
Lineage: Eukaryota; Viridiplantae; Streptophyta; Magnoliopsida; Arecales; Arecaceae
Source: RefSeq, a predicted model, not a curated record
CCACUCGCAAACAUUGACGAGUGGAGGGGCAACGCGGUCGUACGGCCGUCCCUCCGACCGCCGGAUUCCGAAGCCCACCUUAAAUUAACCUCCAACCCCCCGCAAGCUCUCCCACAGCCCAAAUUGCCCCUCCCCCUCCCCUGUUUACCUCCCCCGCGGUGCCUCCUUUCCUCGGAUACCUUUUGAUGCCCCGGAGUCGGACCCGUCGCCGAUGAACCUCUGGACCGACGACACCUCCUCCAUGAUGGAGGCCUUCGUGGCUUCUUCCUCUGACCUCCCCUACUUCCAGUGGCCGCAACCGCUGCCUCCGCCCCCCUACCUCAGCCACGAGAGCCUCCAGCAUAGGCUCCAGACCCUGAUUGAGGGGGCCAGGGACAGCUGGACCUACGCCAUCUUCUGGCAGUCCUCCGCCGACGCUGCCUCCGGCGCCGCACUCCUGGGCUGGGGCGACGGCUACUACAAGGGCUUCCAGGAGGAUAAGCGGACGCGGAGGGCCGCCGCUUCCGGGUCGGAGCAGGAGCACCGGAAGCGCGUGCUCCGGGAGCUCAACUGCCUCAUCUCUAGCGGCGCCGCCCCCGACGACGCGGUGGAGGAGGAGGUCACGGACAUGGAGUGGUUCUUCCUGGUGUCGAUGACGCAAUCCUUCAUCGCCGGCGUCGGGCUCCCCGGCCAGGCCCUACUCUCCGGGGCGCCGGUGUGGAUCGCCGGCGGGGACCGGAUGGCUGCCGCGCAGUGCGACCGGGCGCGGCAGGCCCACGCGUUCGGGCUCCAGACCAUGGCCUGCAUCCCCGUUGGCUCCGGUGUUCUCGAGCUCGGAUCGACGGAGCGGAUCUUCCAGAGCUUCGAGAUGGUGGCCAAGGUCCGGGCCUUCUUUAGUUUCGGCGGCCGCGAGACUGCGGCCAUCGGAUCCUGGUCGCUGCCGCCACCGAUCCAAACGGCGGCCGAGACCGAUCCAUCCGUCCUCUGGAUCUCCGAUCCCAUCGCUCCUGCCCCCCCUGCUCCCGAGAUCCCGGUCUCGAAGCCCCCUUCCCAAUUCGAAAACCCUAACUCCAGUAGCCUCACCGAAAACCCUAGCCCCUUUCCGAUUCCCCAACGCUCGUCGCCGCCGCCGCCACCACCGCAGAGUAGCAGUACCAAUCCGCACACCCAAUCCUUCCUAGACGUCUCUUUGUCCGAAUCCGGAUUGAAAGCAUUCCCUUCGGCCCCGACCUGCAAGCCGGAAACCUGCGACUUCUCGAAUUACGGCGAGAGCAAGCGGAAUCCCUCCACCGUCGCCGCCAACGGCGGCUUCUUCUUCCACCACUCGAUCUCCACCGAGAACAAGAACAAGAAAUCCACAGGGGCGACAUCCAAGGGGAGCAACAACGAGGGGAUGCUCUCCUUCUCGUCGGCCGCCACGGCGGUGGCUGCCGCGGACUGGUCCCGCCCUGCCUCCGGCGGCUGCACCACCGGGCUUCUCGCCGGCGACUCGGACCAUUCCGACCUCGAAGCGUCAGUCCGGGAGGUGGAGAGCAGCAGGGUGGCGGAGCCAGAGAAGCGACCAAGGAAGCGCGGCCGGAAGCCAGCCAACGGCCGGGAGGAGCCGCUCGACCAUGUUGAGGCCGAGAGGCAGCGCCGGGAGAAGCUCAAUCAAAGGUUCUACGCCCUCCGUGCGGAAGUUCCCAAUGUGUCCAAGAUGGACAAAGCCUCCCUCCUCGCCGACGCCAUCUCCUACAUCAGAGAGCUCCGGUCCAAACUCCAGUCUCUGGAGCUGGACAGAGAAGGCCUCCAUUCCCAAAUUGAUGUCCUCAAGAAGGAGAGGGACUUGACAUUGGCCCGCCCGUCCCCGCCGCUCGAUAACGACCUGAAGGCCGUGGUGAACGGCGGCAGCCGGUGCCAUGGGGUGGAGGUCGAGGUGAAGAUACUCGGGCGGGAGGCGAUGAUUCGAGUGCACUGCAACAAGAGGUACCAUCCAGCUGCGAGGCUGAUGAUGGCUCUCAAGGAGCUCGAUCUCGAAGUGAGUUAUGCUAGUGUCUCAGUUGUCAACGACCUGAUGAUCCAACAGGCGACGGUCAAUAUGUUGAGCCGGAGCUACACUCAGGAGCAGCUCACUGCCGCACUCUUUGCCCGAAUUACCGAGCCGCCAACACUCCAUUGAUACAUUGCAAGCAUACCAAUUCGAGAUUGUUCAUGUGGUAGUGAUAUGUAUUCAACUAUCCAUGGAUGGUUUCAUGUAGGCUGCAAUCUCUUUAGCAUUGUAGUAUGAGAUUGUAAUCUUCUUUAGUAGGAAAGUUGGAGCUGCUGCUGCUUCUAAGAAUUAGCAUUGAGUAGAGCUCCUUAAGAGGUCUGUAGUUGUAUAUAGACUAUAUAGUUUUUAUAGGUUAGUCUAAAAUUGUAUAGAUAUGCCUGAGUGCUGUUGCAGAGGAUCUGCUGUUGUAUCCAGUCAACCUGUGUUUGGAAGAGCAAGUCAUCUAUAGUUGAAGGAAGUUGAUGGCCUUUGUUAUCAAAA